GUCGGGUCCCUAUCGCCGCGCUCUUGGCGCUGUCCCAGCCCUCUUCAUCUAACUAGCGAAAACAUUUUCGGGAAGAAUAAAGAACUCUUACAGACCUGUAAGACCUGUUCCAACAACGCGCUCACAGUUCACUGAGAGGCCUACUUCACCGGAGCGGACUGACUAUGUUGAGAAAGAAAUCGGCAUUGGGCGAACUCGUAGGCUGUCUAAUCUUGCUUGUCGCGGUCUGUGAUGCCCAUCGAUCUGCAGUUCAUUCAGCGUUACAAUGACGUUCCCCACGCUGACGAAUAUCCUUUUUCUUGUUGCGCAGGCUUUAAAUAGGCGCCAGCACGUGGGGAGAUAAGUCCCAGUGCAAAAAUAGGCUAAUCUUGCUAAUCUAUAUAAAGUUUGUUAUUUUCAUAAUGGCCAAAGUAAUGAUUGAACUACGUCACUGAAUACAUUAAAUGGGUGCAUUUUGUAGCCUGCAACUUGUGGUACAACAUCAUGCACAGCCUAUUGUUGUGUUCAUCAGUGUCACGCUUGCAAGAUAAAAUGUUUGUACUAAAUAAGUUAUAACAUACCUUUCAUUGAAGGAAGACUUCAUAACCCUGUGUUUGUCUCCAUAACUUCCUUCCCAGCGGGGUAUGGCACCCAUAUCCUCAUGUGUUGCCCCCGACAGUAACCUAUGACCCGCAUCUCAGGUCUUUGAUCCAUGCUGGUCAGAAACAGUAUAGCAGCACACCUGCUGCAGCAGGAGACUUGCUCAAUUCAGCCACAACAAAACUGGUCAAAGAAAGAUGGCAAAUCAUGACCAUGGCAUUAUAAGGUUCUAUCUGCGGUUUGAGAGUUUUUGAGAUAUGGAGCUUCAAACAUACGAAAGUGAAAUCUUGACGCAGAGUACAGCAUCGCAGUUCCUGUCACGCCGCCGGCGGGCAAAUGCGCUCUUUGAGGAGAGCAAAAAGGGAAAUCUGGAGCGAGAGUGUAUCGAGGAGAUGUGCAACAAAGAAGAGGCACGGGAAGUCUUUGAAAACGACCCUGAGACUAGAAUUUUGGAGGGCACAUGCAGAACAUCUGCUAACUGUGGUCAGACUCCCAAACACUGCCUCAUUGACCUCUCUUUCUUACAGGAGUACUUUUAUCCCAACUAUGUAGCAUGCUUAGGGUCGCACCGUGUAGGGAUCAAUACCCCGGUCUCUGGGCCCGCUGACCUUCGCACAUGUGUGAAACUGAUCAGUGACCAGUGCAACCCUCUGCCGUGCUAUAAGGACGGCCAUGAGCGCUGCAUCGAUGGACUGGGCGACUACACCUGCGUCUGCAAGCCCGGCUGGAGGGGUAAAAACUGUGACGAGGACAUUGAUGAGUGCACUGACGUGGAGUUCCUAGCUGGCUGUGACCAGAAGUGUUACAACUUCCCCGGGAGUUUCCGGUGUAUGUGUGGGGAUGGCUACUUCUCCAGCGACAAGAUCCACUGCACAGACAUUAACGAGUGUCGGCUAUACCCCGGUAUCUGUGAGCUGGCCACCUGCAUCAACACCCCGGGCAUGUACGAGUGCCAAUGUCCAACGGGCUACAAGUACAACUUCACCUCCCGCACCUGCCAGGAUGUGGACGAGUGCAAACAGGAGGCUUGUAGGGGGCAGUGCGUCAACACCAUGGGCAGUUUCUCCUGCCACUGCAACGGGAGGCAGGGCCUGCAGCUGGUGGAGGACAGGCGGUCCUGCGAGGCGAUCCCGGUGUGUGUUCAGCUGCUCCACUCCACGGAUGCGGAGAUGUUGUACCUGGGCGAGCAGUUUGCAGGCUUACCUGUGAUCUACCUGCGCUUCCGCCUGCCAGAGAACACCAAGUUUGCAGCUGAAUUUGACUUCCGAACGUUCGAUCCGGAGGGAGUGAUCCUGUACGCGGAGUCAUCCCCGGAGUCCUGGUUCAUGCUGGGUCUGCGGGCCGGACGCAUCGAGGUGCAGUUCAAGAACCAGCACUCCGUCAAGGUCACCAGCGGGGGGAAGGUCAUCAACGACGGCGAGUGGCACGUGAUCUCGGUGGAUGAACUGGAGCGCAGUAUUAGUGUGAAGAUCAGUAAGGAAGCCGUCAUGAGCAUCAACAGCCCUGACAGCCUCUUCACCUCCGUCAAUGGGAUACUGGAGACCAAGGUGUACAUCGCUGGGCUGCCCAACCGCACCGACAGCGUCAUCAAACCGAUCAACCCCAGGCUGGACGGCUGCAUCCGAGGGUGGAACCUGAUGAACCAGGGGUCGUCAGGGGUCAAAGAGGUCAUCCAGGAGAAGCCGAGCAAGCACUGCUUCGUGCAGGUGGAGCCAGGGUCUUACUUCCCCGGGGAGGGCCUCGCCCGUUUCCACGUGAAUUACAGCGCAGCGGAGUCCUGGAGAGUGGACCUGUUGCUCUACAUCCGCCCGUCCAGCAGCACGGGGGUCGUGUUCGCCCUGGUCAGCAACGACACCGUGCCGCUGUCCGUCUCCCUGCAGUCUCGAGGACAAGACGAUGCGGACCUGCAGGUUUUCAUCGGGGAGGUUCGUGUAGCCACUCUGCAGUCUGUGAUGCUCUGCUAUCCAGAGCGUAUGCUUCUGGAGCUGAGCGUCUCCGAGACCAAUCUCCAAAUCACUGCCAACUCUUCCACCAUUUUGUAUGCCGAGCCGAGCGUCCUGGAAUCCAGGCUGUCCGCCCUCAACUCCAGCAUGCAGGGUGGCGUGGAGACCUUCAUCGGGGGCGUCCCAGAGCUUCCUGUCACGGCCACUCCUGUGUCGGCCUACUAUCAUGGCUGCAUGGAGAUCACCGUCAACAGCAAGCGACUGGACUUUGACGAAGCCUUGAGCAAACACAACAGCAUCAAAUCCCACUCCUGCCCCCCCGUGUCAACGACAGGAGAUACUUCCUUCCACCACAACUGAUCUGCAGGAAAUGAUGUCAUACCAGAAGGGCUCUGGCACGUGACCUCAUCGAUGUUUCCCAGAUUCAGCACAUUCAGUGGUCUGUUCCUGUAUCUCAUCACGUUAGACCCACUGCAUGUGCUUUAUGUUUCACCCUCGUUCCUGUUCCAAAAGAUUUUAGAGAUUUUUAACAUUGUUUCAGUUGUUAAUAAUUAUAGAAAUCAUAAAACAAAUUAUGGUACAUGUAAGGCUAAAAUACCAGGAUUUUAUUUUUCUGUAUUUCCUCACCAGGAUAUUAUUUUACUUUUACUGUUUUGAUAAUGAUGCAUGCUCUUAGACUAUGGCCAGUGGUACACCUACCCAACCACUCCAAAUGGGGAUGUUUGUCACGACCUGAUUGGUCAAUUUAAUGAAGUUGCUGAAAGAGAAUGGUAGAUCCUGUCUGCCAAGAGUGUACGUGUAGAAUCCUGAUAAUUUAUCCUGAUAAUCCUGAUAAACAGGAAUUUAACAGGAGCCAAUCAGAUAUGUGAAAUACAGCAACCUGUGUAUUGGGAGGGUACUAUUCCAACUGCUGCACUGGAAAACAAAUCUAUACAAGCAGGGUAGGCAACAAUGCUGUUAUUAUUCGCCAAUGUCUUAAAGUAAAUACAGAACUUGCUUGACUGCAUUUGUUUUGUGAAAGAGAAAAACAUUUCAUGAAUCGAAAGUUUGGAACUAAAGCAAAACUAAAAAGAAACCUAGAAAAAGAAAACAAAUCCUGUGAUAUAUGACAAAAUGCAAAAUAAAAGUUCUUUGAACAGAAUUUCAGUCCAAUGAUUGGCUAAAGAAAUAGUGGCAAUAAUAAUGGUGGUACUGUAUGCUGUCUGUCUGAAUUUUCCACAUUGUUUUGUACUUCUCAUGGAGACUCGGUGAGUGGCCCUGCUGGAACAGUAUGAGAAGAUGCAGUAUGUCUGUCCUGAAUGUUCUGAAAUUACUUUUUACCCUGACCCUUUACCCUUUGAUUCUCCAGUAGUCUUUAUAUGCAUCCUGAUGUUUCCCCUGACCUAAAGCUGGACUCUAGAGGGGUGGGAAUAUAGGUUAUUGCAAGCUAUGAGCUAUGAGUUUCACUUUUCAACCAAAUGUACCCAGGUUUUCAACUGACAGCAUCUCAUCAGACUUUUCACCAUUCAGCCACAGCACCAUACUUGCCAGCCCCUGGUUACCCAAUGGAUUCCCCACCUACCAAGCAGCACUGCUUAUUGUCAUCUAUUUUAUAAGCGAUAAAAUCACACAAUGUUGUGUCAGUUAUUUUUGGACCCCAGUAAGAAGGUAUUCCAAACUUCCUUUUCCUCUAUCUUGGUAAUAAUGAACAGAACAAUGCCACAGGCAAUUAGUUGAUGUGUCUUGGCUUUACUUCUUGGGUCCUCAUCGUUGGCACUGUUUGUUGUUAACAAAGUAAUCCUCAAUUGGUGGAGCUCCUUUCUGGUUUACAUACAAAAGGUGACAACAUUAUUUAAGUCCAAUUUCAUUAUCCCUGAAAACUAAGAGGAAGGUGGGAUAAAGGGUACAAUCAGAGGAAAGACAUAACUGAACAGAAAUUGUAUCAGGCUGACUUAUCAUAAUGCAAGGAUUGUGUCUAGGACUAUAUUUUUGGCUUUUUUCUGAAAUGAAAAAAAGAAAUUUUUACUGAAUAUCUUGGUUUUUUUUCUCUCUCGACAUGUUGCAGCCACAAUAUGUAAAUAAAAACAAGAUCUUGUUCAUGUGUAGUGAUGUUUUUAAUCAUGUAUUACGUGUUUGGUUGGUUUAUUUCAUUAAAGAUUGCUUAAAAUAAA
This is a messenger RNA of Conger conger (European conger), 4672 nucleotides long. It is a transcript of the gene pros1, whose product is annotated as protein S. NCBI's taxonomy places the organism in Eukaryota, Metazoa, Chordata, Actinopteri, Anguilliformes, Congridae. The record is from RefSeq and is a predicted model, not a curated record. Gene Ontology annotation, cellular component: extracellular region. The transcript has 16 exons. The coding region runs from base 837 to 2882 and encodes 681 amino acids. Gene Ontology annotation, molecular function: calcium ion binding.